Molecule: messenger RNA, 1443 nt
Organism: Cladophialophora psammophila CBS 110553
Lineage: Eukaryota; Fungi; Ascomycota; Eurotiomycetes; Chaetothyriales; Herpotrichiellaceae
Exons: 1
Coding region: 1-1443 (480 amino acids)
Source: RefSeq, a predicted model, not a curated record
AUGGCAACAGAACCGGUCAAUGAGAAGUCCGUCCUUUCCUCGGAUAAAGAGUUUCAGAACAGUCUAUCUAUACCUUCAGGGCCAAUAGAUGGCGAUGUCUCUUCGCGCGUUCGAUCGUCCUUCUUCCGCAGAAGCGUGUUCCAGAUCCUAGUUGUCGGCCUAUGCGCCUUUUGCGCCCCAGGAAUCUGGAGCGCUAUGAACGGUCUUGGGGUUGGGGGUUCUCAGAGCCCUAACCUCGUAAACACCGCCAAUGCACUUCUUUACGCCUUGAUGACCGUGACUUGUUUUGCUGGACCAUGGUUAACCAACGCCAUCGGUUUCAGGUGGACACUUGCUGUUGGCUCGUUGGGGUAUCCCCUGUACGCAGCGGGACUAUAUCUCAACAAUCGCACAGGCGCAACUUGGAUGGUGUAUCUGGGUGCUGUGACCUGCGGGAUCAGUGCUGGCUUCUUUUGGAGCGUCGAAGGCGCCAUUGCCACCGGGUACCCAGAACAACACAAAAGAGGCCGUUACAUUGCGACAUGGUUCACCUUCCGGAAUUUUGGGAACAUCAUUGGUGGUGCCAUUUCACUCGCGAUGAAUCACACCACCAAUCAUCGUGGCAAAGUUGGCUACAAGACCUAUCAAGCCUUCAUCGCCAUUCAGUGCCUUGGAUUCUUCUUUGGCCUGCUGCUUUCGAAUCCAGAGAAAGUGCAGCGCGACGAUGGCACCCAAAUUCAAGCCGCGAGAGGUAUCGAUUGGAAGACCGAGCUCGCACAGAUGUGGCGUCUGGUCAGGAGCAAGUCGAUCCUCUUGCUGACGCCCUUGUUCUGGUACUUUGGAUGGAUUCAAGCAUAUCCUGGCACAUAUCUGGCAACAUACUUUACGGUCAGGUCGCGUGCGUUAGGGAGCUUCAUGUCGGCUGUUGUCGGCACGCUUGCUACCUGGCUCUGCGGUUCUCUUGUCGACCUACCAUGGUCAAAGGACCGAAAGACGCGAGCUAUCGUGACUUACAUCCUCAUAGCCAUGCUCAAUAGUGCCACUUGGAUCUGGGCGGUGAUCAUCCAGAACGAAUACCGUCAUUCAAACCCUACGUUGGACUGGGGCAAUCAAAAUACCUUUGGACGUGGUUUUGGACUGUACAUGUUCGAGCGCAUCAGUCUCGGAAUGGUCGAAAAUUAUAUCUACUGGUGCAUUAGCAAUCUUUCUGACUCUCCUGGGGACCAAAUUCGGUACAGCUCUCUCCUUCGAGGAAUUGAAACAGCAGGAGUUGCUGUAGGGUUUGGAGUGCAGGCAGUCCCGACCGCACUGAUUGCCACGGCGAGUAUCAAUUUCGGCCUCUGGUUCUUCGCACUGCCAUUUAGCUACUAUGCAGCCCUGCAAGUAGUGCGUAAGUUUCGCAAGCUUGAGCGAGAACAGCAAGAGGAAAUAGUGGAUGUUGUUCGUGAAGUUGGGAGCAAAUAG